AUGCUGUUCAAGGGUCGGGAAGGGCCCAUUCCGGCCUCAUGGGCAUGGAAGAAAAUGGUGCGAUUCGUGGUUGCAUUCAUCGCCAUUGCGGGUUUUGCCGCCCUGCUCUGGCCCUCGUCCGCGAAGCACAGUAUUGUCGCCCCGAUGCGCACACACUCCAACGUCACGAUCUCCUCCAAAGUGAAAUGCGACCCAGAUACCGACAUGCUGCUCCGCCUCGGCGUCCGCAAAUUGGCCCAGUACACCCGCCGAGAAAUCGUGGUGGACUUCACGGAGGAUCCGCUGCCUAUAAAACAACGGAUUGAUCAGCCACUGCUGGACGUCAAGGUUCGAGGGUCCAGUCACACAAAUGAGCUCGGCGAGCCACAAGAUGGUUGCACCAUCCCGAUGCCUCUCGCCGUCGUGGCUCCCAAACCCCCCAAGAUGGCCGACGCCUCUCACAUUGACUUUGGUGUGGCAACCUCGGUGUCCCGAUUGAACGAAUCGCUGGAUCAGUUUGCACACUGGGCUGGAUACACCCGCACACGCGUCUUCGCACUGAUAGAGCCGGAUGAGUCAAAGACGAAGGCGGGCAUUGCCUACCUCAAGGCCAAGGCAGACUAUCUCGGGAUCAACCUGUUCAUCACCGAGUCCGAGGAUGACUACCUGCACCGGUACUUUGCGCUCGUUGCUCUGUUGGAGGAGAACAUGCGUGAACAGACACGAUGGGGGUGCAUCAUUGACGACGACACAUUCUUCCUCUCCAUGGCUGCGCUAGUGAAGGCAUUAGGCGAGUACGACCACACCCAGCCCAUGUAUAUUGGCGGCCUGUCGGAGGGUAUCCCGCAGAUCGCUGUGUUCGGCAUGAUCGCGUUUGGAGGCGCUGGCGUUUUCCUGUCGCGGCCGCUGUUGUCCGAUCUAGCCACCGUAUAUGACCAGUGUGAGCAAAUGACUUAUACUGGCGACCGCCGCAUCGCCAACUGCGUUUAUCAAUAUACUACGACCCGAUUGACUGUGGAUCACCGCCUGCGCCAACUCGACCUGAUGGAAGACGCCUCGGGCUUCUUCGAGUCCGGUCGCGAACCUCCGCUCUCCGUGCACCACUGGAAGUCCUGGUUCCACGCAGACAUGCCCAAGCUCAGCGUGAUCUCAGCACUGUGUGGCGACACAUGUCUACUGCGGCAGUGGCAGUCUAGCGACGGUUGGUUCCUGACCAAUGGCUUCUCGGUCGUCCAGUACAGCUUCCCUCCGGAGGCAAACGACGUCACCAUGGAAAUGACGUGGGAGCCACACAACGGCGCCACAGAAGAAUCCUACCUGCACGAGCUGGGUCCGCUCCGCCGCAAGGAUGAUGAAAAGAUCAGCUAUCUUUUGGAGGACUCUGUCCUUGAGGAGAACGGCCGUGUCACCCAGUGGUACAUCAAGCGCGACAAGAGGGAUGGCGACCAGAUUCUAGAGCUGUCAUGGCGAAAGCGGUAA
Molecule: messenger RNA, 1458 nt
Organism: Penicillium canariense
Lineage: Eukaryota; Fungi; Ascomycota; Eurotiomycetes; Eurotiales; Aspergillaceae
Product: glycosyltransferase family 31 protein
Exons: 1
Coding region: 1-1458 (485 amino acids)
Cellular component (GO): membrane
Molecular function (GO): acetylglucosaminyltransferase activity
Source: RefSeq, a predicted model, not a curated record